This is a messenger RNA of Centropristis striata (black sea bass), 2025 nucleotides long. RefSeq names its product lectin, mannose-binding, 1 (gene lman1). The record is from RefSeq and is a predicted model, not a curated record. Gene Ontology annotation, cellular component: COPII-coated ER to Golgi transport vesicle; endoplasmic reticulum-Golgi intermediate compartment; endoplasmic reticulum membrane. Gene Ontology annotation, molecular function: D-mannose binding. Bases 10 to 1557 code for a protein of 515 amino acids. Gene Ontology annotation, biological process: endoplasmic reticulum organization; Golgi organization; endoplasmic reticulum to Golgi vesicle-mediated transport. NCBI's taxonomy places the organism in Eukaryota, Metazoa, Chordata, Actinopteri, Perciformes, Serranidae. The transcript is spliced from 13 exons.
UACAGAAACAUGGCGGUGUCCAUAGCACAGCGCCCGGCUGCCAGCGCUCCUGUGUUCAUAUUAACUUUUCUCACAACGUUAAUAUUUCACCGCAGUGUCGCAGAUAUCUCCGCUCAGGCGUCAGACGAGCUUCCUCACCGCCGGUUCGAGUACAAAUACAGCUUCAAAGGACCGCACCUGGCUCAGAGCGACGGCAAUAUCCCCUUCUGGAUCCACACUGGAAAUGCGAUUCCGAGUGCAGACCAGAUCCGCAUCACGCCGUCCCUCAGGAGUCAGAAGGGCAGCGUGUGGACAAAAAACAAAGUCAACUUUGAGCACUGGGAGGCUGAGGUGACCUUCAGAGUGUCUGGAAGAGGCCGGAUGGGAGCAGAUGGUUUGGCCGUGUGGUUCACCACGAUGCAAGGCCUCGACGGUCCCGUGUACGGAGCAGCUGACCAGUGGAACGGAGUGGGAAUCUUCUUCGACUCCUUCGACAACGAUGGAAAGAAAAAUAACCCCGCUAUACUUGUUGUGGGAAACAAUGGAAACCUUGUUUAUGACCAUCAAAAUGACGGCACCACGCAGGCCCUCGGCACGUGUUUACGAGACUUCCGCAACAAACCCUACCCUGUCCGCGCCAAAAUAACGUACUACAAGAAGACGCUGACGGUGAUGAUCAACAACGGUUUCACUCCAGACAGAGAGGACUACGAGUUCUGCACGAAGGUCGACAACAUGAUCAUCCCCAGUGAGGGCUUCUUUGGCAUUUCAGCUGCCACCGGAGGUUUAGCAGAUGACCACGAUGUUUUGUCCUUCUUGAUGUUCAGACUCUCAGAGCCCGGCCAGCAACCGCCCCCACCUGAAUUAGAGAUUCCUAAAGAAGAGAAGGACAAGUACCAGGAGGAAUUUCAGAACUUCCAGCAAGAGCUCGACAAAAAGAAAGAGGAGUUUCAGAAAGAGCACCCAGACGUCCAAGGAGAGCCAAUUGAAGACUUGUAUGAGAGCGUGAAUGACCGAGAGAUCCGUCAGGUGUUUGAAGGCCAGAACCGGAUCCACCUGGAGAUCAAACAGCUCCACAGGCAGCUCGCCAUGAUCCUGGACGAGCAGCGGCGAUACGUUUCUGUCAUCACCGACGAGGUCGCCAAGAAGGGGCCGAACGCUGAGUCGGGGCAGCUGGAUACUGCCAGUCAACAACAGUUGGGCUCCGUCAUCUCCACCCAGCAGGAGGUCCUCAAAAACCUGAAUGAGCUGAAAAACUCCUUUCAUGAGUCGCUCAAACAGAUCGGCUCAGUCCAGCACCAGGGCAACACAGGCGGCAUGGGGACAUACGAGACCAUGCAGCACUUCAACGACAUCAAGGAGCAUCUGCACACGGUCAAAAGGGACGUGGAGCACCUGGUGCAGCGUAAUUCUCAGAAUCCUGCUGAGAAGGUGAUGAAGUGCCCUGAGGUGCCUCCCAUGCCUUCCUGCUUGUCCACUAUUCAUUUUGUGAUCUUCAUCGUCAUCCAGUCAGUCCUGUUCUUCUGCUACGUCAUGUACAAAAGUCAUCAAGAAGCAGCAGCAAAGAAGUUCUUUUGAUGAAUUGCAUUCAUGAAAAGAGCCUGUAAAUGAGGGAAUGUCCAUUUUGUUUUGUUUUGAUUAUUUUCAGAUUGUAAAUUAUUGUACUUGAAAAUUUGGUUUAUUGAAGAAGUUUGUUUUAAUUAAUUGCAGAUUUUUAAUUUGAUCAGUAAAUUGUUGUGUAUGAAUGCUAGUGUGGAAUGCUGGAUUUCCAACAUGAUGUAACAUUUUCCUUGCAGUAUUUUUGGUUGGUCAGAUCCUGUUUUGAUUUUGUUUUCAAAAGUCGAAAUCUUUCCAAGUCCCAUUUCAUGAAACUGAACUGUCAACAAAAGAAACUUGUGUUUUGAAAUGUGCAAUUUUGUAUAAUACUGAAUAUUGGUGAUGAAAACUCAGAGCAGUUUCCGUUUAUCUGCUUUGAUCGAGUCAAACAUGUCAGAAUCUGACAUAUCCUCUACAUGAACAAUUUACAUAAAGAGAAAACCCAAAUCA